Molecule: messenger RNA, 987 nt
Organism: Rosa chinensis
Lineage: Eukaryota; Viridiplantae; Streptophyta; Magnoliopsida; Rosales; Rosaceae
Exons: 7
Coding region: 468-815 (115 amino acids)
Source: RefSeq, a predicted model, not a curated record
AGCCGUCUACUCUAAUCCCUCACACGCGAGUACUUUUCCAGAAGUCUCUGUCUUGAGGCAAUGUAGAGAACCACAGUUGAUCCUUAUUAAACCAAGGGUUGCAACCGACCUCAUACUUUUCCGGAAAUCUCUAUCAAAAUCGAAAUCCAGUCUCAUAAUCCAUCGACAUCAGCGAUAAAAAAUACAAAAUAGUGGUUCAUCCUUUUCGGGCAGCCUCUAUCCAAAUCGAGCUUCAUAUUCCACCGACCUCGGCGGGGGAAUUGAAAUCAAGAACAGUAAGAAUUGGGUAAACCUCUAUGGAGAUGGCAGCUGAGAAUGCCAAGAGAGGGAUAAAGAGGUUCUUGGAACAAUCCACAAGUGACCGAGUUGAUCAAGGAGAAUCUAAAUUUAGUUGUGUCAAAUCAAAUAGAUUGAAAAUAAUGUUUCAUCCAGAAAUUGUUGGAGGAUCUAAUGAAUGUUAGAAUGAAAUGCAAUCAGGAGAUGAUGAUCAAAAUGUCACUCAAGAUUCAUUGGUGGAAUUAAAUGAAAAUAAUUCUUUCCAACACCUCCCAACUGAUGUCACAAAUAUGGCAGCUAAGAAUACCAAGAGAGGAAGAAAAAAGUUCUUAAAACAAUCUACUGGUGAGAAAGUUGAUGAAGGAAAAACUGAAUCCAGUCAUGUUAGAUCAAAGAGAUUGAAAAGAAUGUUUUGUCCAAGCAUUACUGAAGGAUCUAAUGAAUGUGAGAAUGAAAGUCAACUUAUAGAUGGUGAUAAAUACAGUACUCCAGAUGGACAUAGCAAUAACUUACAAGGAUAUGGAGACCGAAGGGGUUGAACACUGAAAAAUAUGAUGGGGUUCAUUGAUUUUCUUAAAGCUGCAGUCCAUGAAAUCUCUCUCUACUUGCUCAAUUGUAAUAUGAUGUACAUCAUAUUUUUAUGUAUACAAGCUAUGCUCUCAGUUUUAGGUCCAAGCAAGUAAUUGUUCCAUUAUGUAGUGGUUGAUUUUA